AUGUCUUCUCUCACAGAUUCCACCACCUCCUCCUCUCGCACAUCUUCGAUAAGCUCAGCAACGAGCGUGAAAAGUUCAAAUGACAGCUCAAAUGCGGGUGUUGGGAAGAAGAAGUUUUGCUGUAGUUUUGCGGGGUGCGGAAAGUCGUUUUCAAGGAGUGAACAUUUACACCGUCACGCUUUAAACCACAAAGAUGGAAACCACACAUGUUUGCGCUGCCGUGCACAUUUUCGACGCCGCGAUCUUCUUGACAGGCACAUGAAUCGUCAUAAGGAAAAAGAUGAUGAGGCUGGUGGUGAAGGAUUAGGUGUAUUGGCUACCAGAAAGAGACUUUGGAGAGACGCCGACGGAAACAUCGUAGCUACAAGAAGACCAUCAUAUGUGCAAGAAGGGACCAAACGCAGACAAACAACCACGAGAGCGGACAGAAAAAUGAAAGUGAGCACUCGAACAGAUGCUCAAGAUCAAAUCGGCACUCACCAGUUAUUAUCUCCACCAAUGAACACUCCCACUAUUAGAUCAAAGUCGCCAUCUACGAUUGUGAUGGGUAGCGGAAGACCAUAUCCAGAAGCUGAAGGACACCAGAGAUUUGAAUCACACCAUUCUGUUCCAUGGAACGGUAUGACCGCAUCCAUACCAUCGCCGCCAACUUCAGAGCCUAGCAUCCGCUCUGCAAACCAAUCACCAGCUCCGGAACUCAGUGAUCUUGACGGGCUUUACGAAGAAACUACCUGGCCCACCAUCCCAAAUUCUCUACCUCAAGCUCCCUCGCUCAACCGCCAACUCCCCGAACCUACCGAAUACAACAUGGGUCCUUCACAUCAUUGGGGCUCACAACCUUUCCAAACUUUUAUGGGUGCAAUGCCAGAGGUUCCUGGGAGCUACGAUGACAUAUUCAAACCUGAACCGGGAAUGUAUGAGUGGCAGAUGCCGCAAUGGAACAAUCAGAUGCUGAUGUCAAGGGUGAGGGAGGAAAAGCCUGGGUACGAGGCGCAAGAGGAACCGAAGAGGGAAUGGGGUUAUUCAUAUUCUGCGCAAGGGGGAAAUUUCCAUAGGACUUAUGGUGUUGGCAGGUGUUAA
Messenger RNA from Sclerotinia sclerotiorum 1980 UF-70, 1080 nucleotides. RefSeq lists its product as hypothetical. The transcript has 2 exons. Gene Ontology annotation, cellular component: chromatin. Gene Ontology annotation, molecular function: RNA polymerase II cis-regulatory region sequence-specific DNA binding; DNA-binding transcription factor activity, RNA polymerase II-specific. The record is from RefSeq and is a predicted model, not a curated record. NCBI's taxonomy places the organism in Eukaryota, Fungi, Ascomycota, Leotiomycetes, Helotiales, Sclerotiniaceae. The coding region runs from base 1 to 1080 and encodes 359 amino acids. Gene Ontology annotation, biological process: regulation of transcription by RNA polymerase II.